Messenger RNA from Rhodamnia argentea, 751 nucleotides. RefSeq lists its product as uncharacterized. The transcript has 4 exons. The record is from RefSeq and is a predicted model, not a curated record. The coding region runs from base 87 to 398 and encodes 103 amino acids. NCBI's taxonomy places the organism in Eukaryota, Viridiplantae, Streptophyta, Magnoliopsida, Myrtales, Myrtaceae.
AACUGCUCUCUCUCUCUCUCUCUCUCUCUCCGACACCAAUACGUUGCCCACAUAUUCACAGAGGUGGAGAGCCAUCCACGAGAGAGAUGCCCCUGCUCGGAUCGCCUCGCUUUCUCCCCGUGUUGUUGGCCUCGAUUCUCCUUCGACUUUCCCCAGGCUCUUCUGAUGACUCUUCAAACUCUAAGAACGGCACGAAAUCUGAGAUUCAUGAUAAGUCCAGUGGCAACGCGGGUUCUAUGGUGCUGGUGGUAUUGGUCGUGAUCGUGGCCGUGGCUCUUUUUUCUUUCGUCCUAUACAAGUUAUGGCAAAAGAAGAAGCGAGCUGAGCAAUAUGCACGGCUUCUCAAGUUGUUCGAAGAGGAUGAUGAGCUCGAGGUCGAACUUGGUCUACGAGAUUGAAUUUUCCCUGCAGACUAUUCAUUAUUUGUAGGUCCAUCUUGGCUUUUAUAGCAAGUUUAGCUUGGGAAUUUUGCGAACAAGAUUCUUGUCCUUUCUCCAGUUUGUAAGUUGUACCUUUUGUAUUCAUAUUCUCAGAGAGAGAUUUGUGAGAAUUUAACUUUGGUUGGCAUUAGGUGAGAGAAUUAUUAAAUGUAAGAAACAUUUGGAGGGGGGAUAUCGUUUGUCAUGUUGAUAUUACAUGAAUUCAAGGAAGUGCAAGUAUUUUUUGUUUUUCCUUUUUGGGGGAGGUCCAAUGUCCUCCUAGGGUAAUUGGAAUGAAUGCAGUGGUGAAAUUGGAAAACUUCAAUUGUCGG